This is a messenger RNA of Coccomyxa subellipsoidea C-169, 2244 nucleotides long. Its product is annotated as MFS general substrate transporter. The coding region runs from base 326 to 2092 and encodes 588 amino acids. The record is from RefSeq and is a predicted model, not a curated record. Gene Ontology annotation, molecular function: transmembrane transporter activity. Gene Ontology annotation, biological process: transmembrane transport. Lineage: Eukaryota; Viridiplantae; Chlorophyta; Trebouxiophyceae; Coccomyxaceae. Gene Ontology annotation, cellular component: membrane. The transcript has 13 exons.
CAUUAAUAUUCCUGUAAUCAUAGCGUAGAGUUAUGAUGAAGUGAGGCAGAAAUUUCUAUGCAUUGCAGAACGCAACUGAUGCACUAUUGUGCCAUGCUCGCAUGGCCUGUGGAUGUACUCCCGCUUUCAAUCAUGCAGAUCACUUGCGGCUCGGGAAUGAGCUGACAUUGAUAUUUGACUGUGUGCUGCUCUUUUUGCGUGCCAGCCUUUGCUGCUGCAUUUGGAGUCUGGGCUUCCAACAGUUGGAAGUGCACGCAACAGAUGUGACUGUAGAUCUGUUAUGUGAUCAGAAGAAUCGCAUUCUAUUAUCCUGAAUUCGUCAAAUAUGAAUAAUACACUUCAGCGUCAUCGGGAUACGACCCUCAGUGUAUCCCCGAUCGAGGAAGCAGAUAUAGAGCGAGGACCAUCUGGUGAGACAGAUGCCCUUCUUCUCAAAGGCUCCAUGGAUGGGGCGGACAGCCAUGAUGCGUCCAUGGAGAGCUCCAGGCAUCUGGACGGAGAUGACAGUGAUAAGGCUCGACAAAGGCUUGUCACCACGAUCCUCAUCAACCUCUCUGCCAUCAUGGAACGCACGGACGAGCAGCUGCUUCCAGCAGUCUACCGUUUUGUGGGAGCAAGCUUUCAGGCGUCGCCGAGUCAGCUUGGGUACUUGACCCUCUCCAGAGCCGUGGUGCAAGCUAUCGUCUCCCCAGUGGGAGGCUUCCUAGGGCACUAUUACAACCGGAUCUGGGUCAUCACCUUUGGCUGCUUGCUCUGGGGCAUCAUGACUGGAGCCUUUGCCAGCUGCCACACCGUCGCGCAGGGCUACAUAUUCUGGGGGAUCAAUGGCAUCGGGCUGUCGAUGGUGAUUCCCAGCGGGCAGAGCAUGGUGGCGGAUUACUAUCCCGAGGAGCGCAGAGGGGCUGCAUUCGGCGCCCUCUACCUCACUGGCGCAAUUGGAGCCAUGCUGGGUGCGCUGUACGCGACCAAUAUAGGCGCGCUGCAUCCGCUGGGCAUCGAGGGCUGGCGCUUUGCCUUCCUCUCUGUCGGCCUGCUCAGCGCCACAAUAGGCGCGCACCCACCCCUACUCCUUCCCCACCUGCUAUUUAAAAUUGUCUGCCUCGCUGGCGCAGGAAUUCUGACGUUCCUGUUUGGGCACGAUCCGCGCUUUGAGGACGACAGCGCGAUAGCGGUUGCGGAUGAGGACGCGGAGGCGGAGCAGCCCAGCUUCUGGGGCCUUCUGGAGGAGCUGGGCAUCGUCUGCACGAUUCCCACCUUCCUCAUCAUCGUGUUCCAGGGCAUCGUGGGCUCGGCACCCUGGAACGCCAUCGUAUUCCUGACGCUGUACCUGCAGCUGCUGGGAAUGGGGGAUGCAGCGUCCAGCUCUCUGAUGGCGCUGUUCCUGGGGGGGUCCGCUCUGGGGGGCCUGCUGGGGGGACUCCUGGGGGACUGGGCCGAGCGCAUCUCGCCCUACCACGGCCGCAUCAUCGUCUGCCAGCUCAGCGUCUUUGCAGGAGUUCCCUUCUCCUUUGUCCUGUUCAAGUACCUGCCGAUGGAUGGAUCCGAUCCGCUGGUGGUGGCCGUUUACGCGGUCCUGCUGUUCUUUAUGGGCCUCUGCAUUGCCGCAGCAGCACCAGCAUGCAAUAACCCCGUCUUUGCCGAGAUCGUGCCGCCGGAACUGCGCAACAUGAUCUAUGCCUUUGACCGAUCGUUCGAGGGCGCAAUUGCAGCGUGCGGUGCACCCCUGGUGGGCAUCCUGGCAGAGCGGGUCUUUGGCUUCAAGGGUGCGGCGGAGAUAGAUCCGGGUGACGUGGAUCAGAACCUGAGCAAAGCUCGUGCGCUGGGCAAUGCGCUGCUCUGCUGCAUGGCCGUCCCAUGGGCCCUCUGCGUUAUCAUCUACACAGGUCUGCACUACACAUAUCCGCGCGACAAGCGCCGCGCUCUGUUCCUGGCGCAGAUGGAGCCCGUCAAUGAAGAUCUGGUGAGGGCUGCCACGAUGGACCUGGGCUACCUGGACUUGGGCUAUGUGCUGCUUCCGCGCACUCGCUCAAAGGCCCGGCCGCCCAAGCGAACGGCCUCCUGCCCCGAGCUCUGCCUCCUGCACUCCCUUUAGGAGGACUGCAAAUCUAGGAGGACCGCAAAAGUAACCUCCAGAAUUGUUGUUGUUGUUUUUUGUCUGGAGGAUGGCCCUCUGAGCAGCCCAGUGUUGUGUGCAUCUGCAGAUUUUGAGUUUCUGCCUGUCUCUUUUGUACUUGCACCCGGCAU